Drosophila elegans is the source of this 742-nucleotide messenger RNA. RefSeq lists its product as uncharacterized. The coding region runs from base 508 to 738 and encodes 76 amino acids. The record is from RefSeq and is a predicted model, not a curated record. NCBI's taxonomy places the organism in Eukaryota, Metazoa, Arthropoda, Insecta, Diptera, Drosophilidae. The transcript has 2 exons.
CGUUAACACACUCACAGCACCUUCAAGCGUUCCAAUAAUAUACAGAAGAAUUUCCCCCAAAGCAACAAACAGCAACAGUAGCUAAAUUAAAUAUCUAAAGAUAAAACGAAUAGAUAUCUGUAAAUACAUAUAUCAUUCCCGAAACCAACAAAUAAACGCCAUUUUAAAGAGCUUGAAUAGAAAUACGUGUGUUGUUCGCCGACUAAUAUAAAUCUGUUAAACAUAUAUAAUCAAACCACAUUUAAUAAAAUUGAAUGUCAACGUGCGUGUCCAGUGCAAAAAGCUAAAUCCCCCGACUUGUUGUUGUGGCUGUCCUCGCCUGUAACUUUAAACGAAAGCAAAGUUUGGCAGCCAUGAAAACCCCUGACUUUGAUAACAAACUGCGCGUAUAAACUGCAAAGGGAAAUGAGCACACAAGGAAAGGCCAUUGUGAAACUGUGAAAGUGUAAUCAAAUAAAUUCUAUCGCUGGAUAAUCCGAAUAGAAGAAUAAAGGUCAGCCGUAGAAGAUGUGCAUAAAAACCUGCGACGACAUCAAAUUCGGUGACAAUAGCGACGGAGGCCAUGAAGGUGGAAAGAAUAACGUCAUCCGCAUAUCCAAUUCGGGCUACGAGCACUUUCAACUUCAUCUGCAGCUGCAGGCUAAGCUAAACAAACAAAAGCAUAAAGGCUACAAAUUGCCCAACUUUAAGAUUCUUAUGUGCUGUUGCUACUUCAUUAUCAUUGUCUUGAUGAUAUGAAAAC